Lottia gigantea (owl limpet) is the source of this 858-nucleotide messenger RNA. RefSeq lists its product as hypothetical. The record is from RefSeq and is a predicted model, not a curated record. Lineage: Eukaryota; Metazoa; Mollusca; Gastropoda; Lottiidae. The transcript has 4 exons. Gene Ontology annotation, molecular function: zinc ion binding. The coding region runs from base 1 to 858 and encodes 285 amino acids.
AUGGGGGUGUGGUUUGGACAUGAUGUUACAGUAGUUCGUACGUUGAUAGAUGGAUGUUGUGUGAGAGCAAGAUGUUUCAAGUCAAUGAAGAAGAAUGAUCAACCACAUUCUGUGGGCCUAACAUUAUCAACAAGCCAUCAUGAAGAAAGUGACAGUACAGGGAGUCAAACGUCAAGUAGUAGGCCUAAUGGUGUUGAUAUUAGAGAGUGUUUGUGUUCCUGUAAAGCUGGAAAGGGCGACUGUAACCAUAUUUUAGGUUUGCUGUAUCUUUUACACCAUUGCAGUAAAUGUGGUUUCAAAACUGUACCAACUGUAACAUCAAAAACAUCACAGAAACAAACAUGGCGUAUCCCAGCUAGAACAGAUGGAAUAACACCAAAAAAGGCACAAGACAUUGGUAUAAGAAAGAUUUGUUCAUCAAUAUCUCUAGAUGACACAUCAAACAAGGCAACCUCUACUAAACGUCCUCGAAUCGAGGGAAUUCAUUCCACAUUUUACAAUCAAGUUUCAGUUCCUUUACCAUGCAACAAUGUAUAUGCAAGUGGAUUAGUCAUUAAUCCAAGCUGUUCUUAUCUUGGUUGUUCACCAGAUAGAAAGGUAUAUGAUCCAACAGCUAACCCACCCUAUGGCCUCCUUGAAAUAAAAUGUCCCAGCUCUGUUGACUCAAUAUGUGACAUUAAGUGUUUAAAGUUAGACAAGCAAACUUAUAAACUACGACAAAGUCAUGACUAUUUCUUCCAGGUUAUGGGCCAAAUGGCAAUAACUGGGUUAACAUGGUGUUUUCAUUUAGAAAGAAUUUAUUAUAGUAAUGACAAGUGGAUUAAUAUGAAAGAUAAAUUAGACAUAUUUUAUUUUUAA